AAAUUGCGAUACGCAUGCGAGUGCGAACCGUAUUGCACAUAACAACUUCGUGUAUUGUCGUAUCAGUAGAGUAGAAAUAGUUCGUUUCCUUGUUCGUGUUCCUAACACCCAAGUAAAUUACCAAUAACCCCGCGGUAAUGUUGUUAUGGAGUGGUUGUUCAUCGUAGCUUCAGUAGUCGCGUCUUUCGUCGUCGUUAUAUUUUUCAUAUUCAUCGGUUGGUGUUUAGUGUGGAAGCUCUAUUUGUCAAAAUUUAAACUAGUCAGAGAACUUUUUUCUCAGCAAACACCAGAAGUUGAUAAUUCGAGUAAAACUCAAAAAAUUCUUUAAACUGCCAAAAAAUGAAUAUUCGCUG
This is a messenger RNA of Sipha flava (yellow sugarcane aphid), 353 nucleotides long. RefSeq names its product small integral membrane protein 13. Lineage: Eukaryota; Metazoa; Arthropoda; Insecta; Hemiptera; Aphididae. The record is from RefSeq and is a predicted model, not a curated record. The transcript has 2 exons. Bases 146 to 328 code for a protein of 60 amino acids.